Pseudogymnoascus destructans is the source of this 1179-nucleotide messenger RNA. RefSeq lists its product as uncharacterized. The record is from RefSeq and is a predicted model, not a curated record. Lineage: Eukaryota; Fungi; Ascomycota; Leotiomycetes; Thelebolales; Thelebolaceae. The transcript has a single exon. Gene Ontology annotation, molecular function: metal ion binding. Bases 234 to 797 code for a protein of 187 amino acids. Gene Ontology annotation, biological process: protein histidyl modification to diphthamide.
AACAUUCUCUUGAAAUCCGUCUUAAUCUACCAUGUGGCCUUGUCAUAAAUUACUGUUUUCAAGCCCCCUCGGUCUCUCCAUCUUAAACCAAACCACAUGUUUUCGUUCAAAAAAUGAAUGCCUCAGGCUCUCAACCCACAAAGAGCGAUUUUUGACUCCAAGGACUGCCGUUUAUCACAACACCAUCCCAAGUUAACAAAAUCACGGGAUAGAAUGCCAAAAGUGCUGUCUUCAUGGUUACAUACUAUGAAAUCCUGGGGCUCCCCAAUUCACGGGGCGCAGCAAGAUUUCUCACCCCACAGCUUCUGAAGGCAGCAUACCGGAAAUCACUACUCCAGCACCACCCAGACAAAGUCCAGCAAGUUUCUUCGCCAGGCCAUGAUUCUACAAAGGCUACAAAUAAACAACCUAGUAGUGCAUAUACUGUAGAUCAAAUAACCAAAGCCUACUCCAUCAUAUCAACGCCAAAGUUCCGUGAAGAGUAUGACAGAGAGCUUGCCUUGGAGUCCCAGCAGACGUGCGAGUUUGGGGCCCAGCAGAAAAACGGGUUUCGUACAGGCGUAGAGGUUGUUGAUCUGGAUGAUCUGGAGUUUGAUGAGAAGGAGUCGCUUUGGUUCCGGAGCUGCAGGUGUGGAGACGAUCGUGGAUUUUUGAUCCGCGAGAAGGAUCUGGAAGAGGCAGAAGAUGAUGGAGAACUUGCUGUAGGAUGCAGAGGUUGCAGCUUAUGGCUCCGUGUUUUGUUUGGGGUUGUCGAAGAAAGUGCUCAGCAAGGAGCGGCGGGGAAUGGCAAUGGUUGAAGCAUGGAAAGUGACAGGAAAGACCUCAACGAUUCUCACGACAUAACCGUCACGCCCAACUAUUGGCGACGGGCUCCCCAAUGCACUGCUUGGAACAUGGCAAUAUAGCUACCAUGCCCUACGUUUCAUUUCAAGCCACGGCUCCCAGCAACCCUGCCUUUUGUUUGGCUUUUUUGGCUGAGUCAAAUACUUGGUCGUCAAUUUGCGUGAGCAAAGGCAAAUUGGUCCAAUAUGGGGAGCUUUUGUCUCCAAAGGAUUUGUAGGAGACAAGAUGGCAAGCAGCAAGCAAUGUAGGGAAGGAUAGGCAGUCGAUAUAUCAAAUAAGGACUAGGAUCAAAGCCCUUUAAAGUAUAGCGAAGCUCUCAUAGCCAAUGAAAUAUGA